AUGUUACAUAAAGCAAGUGUGUCCCUCUCUCCGCAGUGUGACAGCAUGACUCUGUCCAGCACCCCGACGGUCCGCAGAGGCAGCACUCCUCUGCCGAUCAAACACCAGCUCAGACGAGAGGAGGCCGUCCACGAUGACUGCGACUGGGCCUCAGGAGCAGCCGGACCCUCGGCCUCUCCGAUCAGGUUCAGUCCGGCACUGGACGACACCCUGACCGUGUCCGUGGAGGGUCGACCCGACGGGCCUCUGAGAAUUGCCCUACUGGGGCAGAACGGUGUGGGGAAGUCUUCUCUGGCCCUCGCCCUCGCGGGGGACAUGGACCAGGCUGCGUCUGUAGAUUCUGAAGGGGAGGGUUACGUGCGCACGGUUACUGUGGAUGACGAGGACAGCACCAUCAUUAUCUAUGACAACUGGAGACAGGACCUGUCGGUACUGCAGUGUGAGGUGUGUGUCCUGGUGUUUUCGGUGACCGACAGGCGGAGUUUCCACCGCACCGCCCAACUGCGUCUCCUCCUGAGGGAGAAUCAGCCCCAGACUCCCAUCAUACUCGUCGGUAAUAAGAGUGACCUCGUCCGCACACGUGAGGUGACCGCUCAAGAGGCCAUGUCCAGCGCCGCCCUCUAUAACUGCCUGUACCUGGAGAUCUCCGCCUCUCUGGACCACCGUACACCCGAGCUCCUUGAGUGCGCUGUCCGACAAGCGAGGGGUCUGCCCCCGUGGCCCCCGGGGACCACAGCAGAGGACAUGAUGACUGGCACACGAGAGAGCAUCACCUCCCGUGCUAAACGGUUCCUGUCCAGCCUGGUGCCCCGGUACCCGAGAGAGCGAGAGGUUGGACGGUUCAUGAGGCAGAAGUCCCGCUCGUGCCACGAUCUGGGAGCGCUGUGAUUGGACGAUGACCGGAGGUUAACGGUUCGAUCGGUAAAAUACAAACGAAAGAGAGGUGAAGCCAGGGAGACGGAAGGACAAUGAUGAGAGUGAAUCCAGCUGAGGAAACAGAGAGAGAGCAAUGUUAGUGAUGUUUACCUGUUAGGUUAAUAUAGACAUUUUGUACACAAAAGUAAAGAUAGAAGAAGAAUAAAUACUGUUGUAAAUAAACUAUAAUAGUGAUGCUUAUCUGCAACCUUUAAAGCUUUGACAGAUUAAUAAAUUUCUUUUGGAGUCUUGA
This is a messenger RNA of Notolabrus celidotus (New Zealand spotty), 1168 nucleotides long. Its product is annotated as GTP-binding protein REM 2-like. The transcript has 4 exons. Lineage: Eukaryota; Metazoa; Chordata; Actinopteri; Labriformes; Labridae. Gene Ontology annotation, cellular component: plasma membrane. Gene Ontology annotation, molecular function: GTP binding; GTPase activity; calcium channel regulator activity. Bases 1 to 888 code for a protein of 295 amino acids. The record is from RefSeq and is a predicted model, not a curated record.